GGUAUUUAGUGUGGUGAAUCGUCGUACGCUCCCUGUAUUUGGUGUCUGAUCGUGCCCGAGACAAGUUCACUCCAGCAAACAUCAAGGCCAGCGCGGAAGAAUCUCUAACACGCUCUCUUUCUCUCUCUCUCGUAUACACACACACACACAGUUGCUGUAAAACAUGGCCACCGUUACGGAAGUUGGAGGCAUCAAGACCGGCAAGCUGCUGAUCGAGGGCAAGACGAAGCAGGUGUACGAUGUGCCGAGCAUGCCGGGCCACUCGAUCCUGCUGAACAAGGAUCGCAUCACCGCCCACAACGGUGUGCGGGCCCACGAUCUCGAGGGCAAGGCGAAGAUCUCCAAUCAAACGAACGCGAAAGUGUUCACGCUGCUGAACCGGGCCGGUCUGAAGACCGCGUUCGUGCGCAUGAUCUCCGACAACGCGUUCCUCGCGCGCAAGUGCGACAUGGUGCCGAUCGAGUGGGUGACGCGCCGGGUCGCGACCGGUUCGUACCUGAAGCGCAACCCGGGCGUGAAGGAGGGCUACCGCUUUGCGCCGGCCAAGGUCGAGACGUUCUUCAAGGACGACGCGAACGACGAUCCGCAGUGGAGCGAGGAGCAGAUUGUGUGCGCCGGCUUCAAGGUGAACGGUGUGACGAUCGGCCAGGACGAGGUGGACAUUAUGCGCCAGACGACCGCGCUCGUGUUCGAGGUGCUGGAGCGGGCCUGGGCCACCCGCAACUGUGCGCUGAUCGACAUGAAGAUUGAGUUCGGCGUCGACGCGGACGGGCAGCUGCUGGUGGCGGACGUGAUCGAUUCCGACUCGUGGCGCCUCUGGCCGGCGGGCGACAAGCGCAUGAUGGUGGACAAGCAGGUGUACCGCAAUCUGGCGAACGUGACGGCCGCCGAUCUCGACGUGGUCAAGCGCAACUUUACCUGGGUCAGCGACGAGCUGGACAAGAUGGAUGCACCGGCCAGCCACCUGGUGGUCAUACUGAUGGGGUCCGCCUCGGACAAGGAGCACUGCGAGAAGAUCGCCAAGCACUGUGCCGCGCUCGGGCUGAACGCGGAGCUGCGCGUGACGUCCGCGCACAAGGGCACGCAGACGACGCUGCACAUGGUGAGCGAGUACGAGAGCGUGCUGAGCGAGCUGGUGUUCAUCACGGUGGCGGGCCGGUCGAACGGGCUCGGCCCGGUACUGUCCGGCAACACCAACUAUCCCGUCAUCAACUGCCCGCCGGUCAAGCCGGAAAAUGUCGAGCAGGACGUGUGGUCGAGCCUGAACCUGCCGUCCGGGCUGGGCUGUGCGACCGUCCUGUACCCGGAGGCGGCCGCCCUCCACGCCGCCCAGAUACUGGGCAUGAAGAACUUCCUCAUCUGGAGCAAGCUGCGCGUGAAGCAGCUGGACAACUUUGCCAGCCUGAUCAUGGCGGACAAAAAGAUGCGCGGCGUACGCUCUAACUAACGCCACUAUUAUAUUUCGUUAUUUGCCACGCGUUUUACCACGCAAUCCUAGAAUAAAUAUCCUGUAAAUGA
This is a messenger RNA of Anopheles coluzzii, 1518 nucleotides long. RefSeq names its product bifunctional phosphoribosylaminoimidazole carboxylase/phosphoribosylaminoimidazole succinocarboxamide synthetase (gene Paics). The transcript has 3 exons. Gene Ontology annotation, biological process: 'de novo' IMP biosynthetic process. Bases 164 to 1447 code for a protein of 427 amino acids. Lineage: Eukaryota; Metazoa; Arthropoda; Insecta; Diptera; Culicidae. The record is from RefSeq and is a predicted model, not a curated record. Gene Ontology annotation, molecular function: phosphoribosylaminoimidazolesuccinocarboxamide synthase activity.